UUCGCUGGACUUUUGGGCUGGAGGCAUGCCGACCGGUGGGUUAGGGGAGCGCACAGAGUCUUGGGCCCUGGGGAGUUCAGGCCACUGGGCAGGAGGGAGGAGGCCUGGGGAAUUUAUCCGGACUGCACACGGUGUGUGCCAAGUAGCCCGCGAGGGAGGGCAGGGAGGCGUUUGCUCUACUAUGCUCCAGAAGGGAAGGGGCUGGGCCCUUCAAAAGUACUCGCCCAGAGUUUUUGAAGCUGCAAUGGAGAAACCCCAUCCCCCCCCCCAAAUCCUGUAACUCAUACCCCCUCCCCGCCCCUGCCCGGGCUCUGACCCCAGAGAGAGGGGCUGGGCUGAGCAGGGCGGGGCGAAGGCUUCCAGAGAAGAGAAGGAGGCCCCUUUGGGCUUGGCCAAGACUAAACAUCUCCUCCGACCCCAACGGGUGGGGGGCUUCCCUCCCCUAGUCCAUCUCAGGCCAGCCCCUCCCCUCCCCACCCUAGCUACAGGCCCAGAAGGGAAGGGGAGUGGAGCACCCAGGGCUGGUACCCGGGUGGGAAAGAAAACUGCGCACCGAGUAGAAAGAAGGGUUUACAGGGUCUGGGAAGAGAGCGGAGGCUGCGCGGGUCAGGAAUUGGGAAAACUUGCACUAGCAAGUGCAGCUACGUGGGUCCUGGUUGACCCAGACUCCUGGUACCUUUGAUUCCAAGCCUUUGUGCCUUCUCUUCUCAUCUUUGGUCAGGCCCUUUGGGCCCCCACCUUUCUGCUUAGUCCAUGGCUCUGGUAUGUGACAGAGUUAAAGCUAAAAGUCAGGCCUGGCAGCCAGUGAAACUAGGCCGGGUGAAGGUUAGGGAGUCUACGCAGGCUUAAGGAUACAACUAUGCUUGGGCGUGCAGAGAGGCCUAGGUCUUCUAGAAACCCCAGCAGCUCGGAUCCGCGCUCUGGAAUAGCUGGCUGCCCUGGUGAUGCCACAGGAUUGGGGGUGGGGGGACGGCGCUAAACUGAGGAAAGGGAGCGAAGGUGGGAGCUUUGCCCCUGUAUUUGUGCAGAACUUGUGAGACCCAAGGGCUGGGCCCGGAUGACACUUCCCUUGGCGAAGCGAAUACUCGGAGCUCAGACGCCCCAGCCUUAGGUUUCCAGGUGGGCCGAGGCGCUCAUCCACAAGCGUUUGCCACUCCGCUGUGACCUGGCUGGCAGGCCCAGAGGGGCACGGGUCGCGGGUUGGCCUGUAGGCUUUGUGCCGCUGGUUCCCGAGUGUGUGCAAGGCGCGGAGCAUCCAAAUUGACACCAUAUGUUUUCCUAUUAGAAGCUUUGCGGUCGAAUUCUAGGCGCAUAAUCAUCGCCACUGGGCGAGAACGCCAGCAGUCCCUAGGGAAGGGACACAAUGAUUGAGGCUUAACCUCUAAAGGGGAAUUUAGAGCUAUGUUUCUUCACUGCCAUUUCGAUGCUGGCUGAGGCACCUUGGCCCAGUGUCUCUCGGACCAGCACAUGCUGGGCUGCAGAUGUGGAGGUGCUGGCCACGUUAUUUUGCAAUAUUUUGCAAUAGAGGAGGAGGAAAAUCUACGCUCUGGCAUCUGUAGAUUGGGAAUUACCCUGGCUCUGGUUGGAAAGUUUCUCUUGAUUUCUCUGAGAUGGCCUUUCUUUUUCUUUUUCUGGGAAGGUUUGCCCAGAGACAGGCCUCCAUAACCUGCAUGGUAAAUGAGACUUAGAAAACCAAGGUAGAAGUUAAAGAAAAUUUAAGAGAAACCGGAAGCGCAGAGUAGGCCUUGCCCGGUUGGAGAAACGACUGUCUCCUGCAAUGUGCAAUGUACCCUCUUGCACUGGCCCGGGCCGGCCGGAGCCCAGAUCCCUAAACGCCUGUCACUUCUCAUCGAAUUGAGGCCCCGCCCCCCCUCGGUGAGCUAUAACCCCCCUCCAGCCUCAAGCCUCGGGCUACCCUGAAAACGCAGCUCCCCUCUAAGGGGAGACGAGUGCAGUUCAUUCUCGUCUGAGUGAUCUACAAAUAGGGACGGAAAGGGUCGUUUUAUCACGGUCCCGUUUGUCGUGACGAUGCAAUUUCCCGGAGCGGAGCACUGUCACAAAGUGACAAGGCUGCCACAAGCGCCCCGACUGAUCUUUUCAAUUAGCCUUCCAUGCAUGAUCCGGAGCGACUUCCGCCUAUUUCCAGAAAUUAAGCUCAAACUUGACGUGCAGCUAGUUUUAUUUUAAAGACAAAUGUCAGAGAGGCUCAUCAUAUUUCCCCCCUCUUCUAUAUUUGGAGCUUAUUUAUUGCUAAGAAGCACAGGCUCUUGGAGUCAAUUUAUCAGGAGGCUCCAAGGAGAAGAGAGGAGAAGAGAGGAGAGGAGAGAGGAGCUGGAACCACAUCUUCUCCUGAGAGGGCUUCUGUCUAGAGACGGGGCUGCAGGUCACAGCGGAGUGAACCAGCUUGGUGGUGUCUUUGUCAACGGGCGGCCACUGCCGGACUCCACCAGGCAGAAGAUCGUAGAGCUAGCUCACAGCGGGGCCCGGCCGUGCGACAUUUCCCGAAUUCUGCAGACCCAUGCAGAUGCAAAAGUCCAAGUGCUGGACAAUGAAAACGUGUCCAACGGAUGUGUGAGUAAAAUUCUGGGCAGGUAUUACGAGACUGGCUCCAUCAGACCCAGGGCAAUCGGAGGUAGUAAACCAAGAGUAGCGACUCCAGAAGUUGUAAGCAAAAUAGCCCAGUAUAAACGGGAGUGCCCGUCCAUCUUUGCUUGGGAAAUCCGAGACAGAUUAUUGUCCGAGGGGGUCUGUACCAACGAUAACAUACCCAGUGUAUCAUCAAUAAACAGAGUUCUUCGCAACCUGGCUAGCGAAAAGCAACAGAUGGGCGCAGACGGCAUGUAUGAUAAACUAAGGAUGUUGAACGGGCAGACCGGAAGCUGGGGCACGCGCCCUGGUUGGUAUCCCGGGACUUCAGUACCAGGGCAACCUACACAAGAUGGCUGCCAGCAACAGGAAGGCGGGGGAGAGAACACCAACUCCAUCAGUUCGAAUGGAGAAGACUCGGAUGAAGCUCAAAUGAGGCUUCAGCUGAAGCGGAAGCUGCAGAGAAAUAGAACGUCCUUUACCCAAGAGCAGAUUGAGGCUCUGGAGAAAGAGUUUGAGAGGACCCAUUAUCCAGAUGUGUUUGCCCGGGAAAGACUAGCAGCCAAAAUCGAUCUACCUGAAGCCAGAAUACAGGUAUGGUUUUCUAAUCGAAGGGCCAAAUGGAGAAGAGAGGAAAAACUGAGGAACCAGAGAAGGCAGGCCAGCAACACCCCUAGUCACAUUCCUAUCAGCAGCAGUUUCAGCACCAGUGUCUACCAGCCCAUUCCGCAGCCUACCACACCUGUUUCCUCCUUCACAUCAGGCUCCAUGUUGGGCCGAACAGACACCGCCCUCACCAACACGUACAGUGCUCUGCCACCUAUGCCCAGCUUCACCAUGGCAAACAACCUGCCUAUGCAACCCCCAGUUCCCAGCCAGACCUCUUCGUACUCCUGCAUGCUACCCACCAGCCCUUCGGUAAAUGGGCGGAGUUAUGAUACCUACACCCCUCCGCACAUGCAAACACACAUGAACAGUCAGCCCAUGGGUACCUCGGGGACCACUUCAACAGGACUCAUUUCCCCUGGAGUGUCGGUCCCUGUCCAAGUUCCUGGAAGUGAACCUGACAUGUCUCAGUACUGGCCCCGAUUACAGUAAAGAGAGCGAGCGUGGUCAAGAGAGGAAAUUGUGUUCACUCAGUCAGUGACCAUGUGGAUACAACAGUUGGGUGUUCAGGAAAGAAAGAGAAAUGGCUGUUAGAAGCACUUCACUUUGCAAUUGUGUCCUGUAUUGGAGCCUGGGAAUGGACUAGAAACAAGGACCUUUGCAUACAGAAGGCACGGUAUCAGUUGGAACAAAUCUUCAUUUUGGUAUCCAAACUUUUAUUAAUUUUGGUGUAUUAUUUGUAAAUGGGCAUUUGUAUGUUAUAACGAAGAAAAGAACAACACAGACUGGUGGACCUUGGAUCUGUGUUGGCUCAUGUGGUUGUUUAAAGGAAACCAUGAUUGACAAGAUUUGCCAUGGAUUUAAGAGUUUUAUCAAGAUAUAUCGAAUACUUCUACCCAUCUGUUCAUAGUUUAUGGACUGAUGUUCCAAGUUUGUAUCAUUCCUUUGCAUAUAAUUAAACCUGGAACAACACACACUAGAUAUAUGUAAGAAAUAUCUGUUGGUUUUCCAAAGGUUGUUAACAGAUGACGUUUAUGUGCAAAAAGGGGUAAGAUAUAAAUUCAAGGAGAAGUUGAUAGCUAAGGUAGAGUGUGUCUUCGAUAUAAUCCAAUUUGUUUUAUGUCAAAAUGUAAGUAUUUGUCUUCCCUAGAAAUCCUCAGAAUGAUUUCUAUAAUAAAGUUAAUUUCAUUUAUAUUUGACAAGAAUACUCUAUAGAUGUUUUAUACACAUUUUCAUGCAAUCAUUUGUUUCUUUCUUGGCCAGCAAAAGUUAAUUGUUCUUAGAUAUAGCUGUAUUACUGUUCACAGUCCAAUCAUUUUGUGCAUCUAGAAUUCAUUCCUAAUCAAUUAAAAGUGCUUGCAAGAGUUUUAAA
Molecule: messenger RNA, 4564 nt
Organism: Peromyscus leucopus (white-footed mouse)
Lineage: Eukaryota; Metazoa; Chordata; Mammalia; Rodentia; Cricetidae
Gene: Pax6
Product: paired box 6
Exons: 11
Coding region: 2194-3684 (496 amino acids)
Biological process (GO): anatomical structure development; regulation of transcription by RNA polymerase II
Molecular function (GO): DNA-binding transcription factor activity, RNA polymerase II-specific; RNA polymerase II cis-regulatory region sequence-specific DNA binding
Source: RefSeq, a predicted model, not a curated record